This is a messenger RNA of Acaulospora morrowiae, 267 nucleotides long. Lineage: Eukaryota; Fungi; Glomeromycota; Glomeromycetes; Diversisporales; Acaulosporaceae. The record is from the annotation of a GenBank genome assembly.
AUGACUUCAACUUUCCUUGGAAAUUUAUCCCAAGACCUUAUAAAUCUUUUUGAAAAUAACGAUGAGUACAAUGUAAUCAUCGAAAUAGGGGAAGGAACUAUUAAACAAUCGUAUAAAGCACAUACUAUUAUCCUUCGUUAUCGUUGCCCCUACCUCUAUAAUGAACUAAAACAUAUUGGCUGUAAUGAUGGAGAUAUUAAGGUUAUUAAUAAGCCUAAAGUCUUAGUAAAAGUUUUUGACAUCAUUAUUAGCCUCGCUUAUACUUGA